AUGUCUCAGCAAGACCCCGACAGCCUCGUCAGGUCCGACAACCCCGACCACCCUGCAAACCUGAUCCCGUCACUCUGCGCCAAGUUCUGGACACUAGGAUGGGUCACCGGCACAGGAGGAGGAUGCUCCAUCCGGGACGAUGACCUGGUAUACAUCGCCCCGUCGGGCGUGCAGAAGGAGCUCAUGAAGCCGUCAGACAUCUACGUCCUCUCCUUGGCCGCCCAGACGGACCCCCACCUCCGCCAGCGCAGCUACCUCCGCUCCCCGCCGGCCUACAAGCCGUCGCAGUGCACGCCGCUGUUCCUCGCCGCCUUCACGCGCCGCCGGGCCGGCUGCUGCAUACACACCCACUCCCACUGGGCCGUCCUGGUCACCCUCCUGCUCGAGAGGUCGGGCUCCAGCCUCUUCGAGAUCAACAACCUCGAGCAGAUCAAGGGUUUCGGCAGGGGACCGGCCCGGCCCGGCAACCUGGGCUACCACGAUACCCUGCGCAUCCCCGUCAUCGAGAACACCCCCCACGAGGAGGACCUGACCGAGUUCCUCGAGGACGCCAUGGAGAGCUACCCGGACACCUACGCCGUCCUCGUCCGUCGCCACGGCGUCUACGUAUGGGGCGACAAUGUCCACAAGGCCAAGACGCAGUGUGAGAGUCUCGACUACCUCUUCCAACUUGCCGUCGAGAUGACCAAGCUUGGUCUCCCUUGGAUCAGCGAGGUGACUCCUGUUGGUCCCCAGCGGUAA
Molecule: messenger RNA, 741 nt
Organism: Geosmithia morbida
Lineage: Eukaryota; Fungi; Ascomycota; Sordariomycetes; Hypocreales; Bionectriaceae
Product: methylthioribulose-1-phosphate dehydratase
Exons: 3
Coding region: 1-741 (246 amino acids)
Cellular component (GO): cytoplasm
Molecular function (GO): metal ion binding; methylthioribulose 1-phosphate dehydratase activity
Source: RefSeq, a predicted model, not a curated record